Molecule: messenger RNA, 1047 nt
Organism: Cyclocybe aegerita
Lineage: Eukaryota; Fungi; Basidiomycota; Agaricomycetes; Agaricales; Hemipholiotaceae
Source: the annotation of a GenBank genome assembly
AUGUCCUUGGCGGGCUCUUGGACUCAACGGCUAUACAACAUCCUUCGUCCGGCACCACACCCGUUCACUACACUCUUCAAGAACAGCCCCAAUACUUCCAAACGUCCUCCAGGGGCUCUUUAUCGCCGAAUAUUAGCAAAGAGCAUCGAAGAAGACUUGGCGGGUCCGAUGAAUCGCCCUGGAACUCGACGGCGUUUCGUACGGAUCGAGAGCAUGGGGCGCAUUGGGCUCUUGUUCUACGAAACUCUGGUGCCUCCUUCAACUCUUAGCACUGCUAAGGACUCGUAUUUCUUGACUUUCGAAGGUGUCAUGGGCAAGCCCCACGAUAUGUGCGCCUUAGGGCUGGACUUAUCGGACACCGUCAACGGGAGAGUGGUCUACUUUCCCCCCUACGCGUGUACGUCGUCCCUAGCGGGUCAGGCCAUGCACACCUCUUUGCUCAACCGCUCCGAGCCUCGACCUCAACCCUCUCUUGACGGAUUUCCAGUGCUACUUUCCGCAGACGCUGGAUAUCGAUCAUCUACAGUUCACAAACAAAAAGUAAACAACACGCAACAGGCCUUCUGGAUCCUCCAACUCGACGACUUCCUUGACGAAGACGAAGAGCACCGCGUCACAGAUCUAUUGACAUCCUUUUCCUCCAGCGACCUCUCUCCGAUGCUCUCUCUUGACGAUUCAGACGCCGAAUUCGACCCCCACUUCUCCCUCUUCGUCCCUCAAGCAGCUUUACCAUCUAUAUCAAAAUCUUCAGAGCAAUCUCCGCACCGGCGCUCCUCGUCUAGCUUGAACGGCCGCUAUUACUACGCGGAUUCAGAAGAAGACCUGGGCGAUAGCUCUCUGGGGACUAUCAAGUCGGUUGGUCUGUUCACCCCUCCUCCGAUGGGCACGUCAGCUGGUAUUACUCUUGCCACCAACGACGUCCAUAGGCAUAGAGAAUCUGCGGUGGAUGCGGAUCGCCUCUCUUUCCUGGACUUGUCUCACGAGGACGGCGACAUCAGCUGCACUGAGCAGAUAACCAACAUCGGAUUUGGUGUCAAAAUCUAUUAG